This is a messenger RNA of Menidia menidia (Atlantic silverside), 3851 nucleotides long. The record is from the annotation of a GenBank genome assembly. NCBI's taxonomy places the organism in Eukaryota, Metazoa, Chordata, Actinopteri, Atheriniformes, Atherinopsidae.
UAUGAAUGAGGGGCCAUCAUCCCGGCGGCUCGGAGGUGGAAAAUACAAUUUAAAGACUCUAUACAUGCAUUUAAAAUGAACCACCUGGGUUUUCUGACAGGUACCUGAGCGACGUUUCAAUGUCAUUUCAUCUCGUUGUUGGGCUUCUUUGGAUACUCCUUUUUGCUUAUUGUCUUCCACUUCAAAUAUUCCCCAGGACCACAACAGACCAAUGCCUUAGUUGUGACAUCACUCAGAAAACAUACCUUCGCUCUAUUCAUAUAGUUUCCCUAAUUCCAUAGUAGGAAUUCAGGCCCAUCACCCACUUCAUCUUCACACCUCUCCUCCCCUUUUUGACUUAGCAUCAAGUUGAAAAGGUCACAGGUCACUCAAGUCUGCUCAAAACAAACACAAGCCAUCAUGUCUUCCAUCCUUCCCUUCACUCCCCCCGUUGUGAAACGUCUCCUCGGCUGGAAGAAGACUCCGACGGGCAGCGGAGGAGCGGGAGGCGGAAUCGGAGGAGUCGGGGAGCAGAACGGAGGAGGACAGGAGGAGAAAUGGUGCGAAAAAGCUGUGAAAAGCCUGGUGAAGAAGCUCAAGAAGACGGGGCAGCUGGAUGAGUUGGAGAAAGCCAUCAGCACACAGAACAGCAACACAAAGUGUGUCACCAUUCCCAGCAACUGCUCAGACCUUUGGGGUCUAGGCUCAGGCCACACGAUAGAGCAGUGGGACUCUGCUGGCAUGUACGGAUACCCUGACCACAGCAGGUCACUGGACGGCCGUCUCCAGGUGUCCCACCGCAAAGGCCUGCCCCACGUCAUCUACUGCCGCCUGUGGAGAUGGCCCGACCUACACAGCCACCACGAGCUGCGGGCCAUCGACACGUGCCAGUACGCCUUCAACCUCAAGAAGGACGAAGUGUGCGUCAACCCCUACCACUACCAGAGAGUGGAGACGCCCGUCCUGCCUCCGGUGUUGGUACCACGGCACUCGGAGAUCUUAACAGAACUUCCGCCUCUAGACGACUUCACAAAUUCCAUCCCCGAAAACACCAACUUCCCCGCGGGCAUAGACCCUCCCAAUAACUAUAUACCAGACACUCCUCCUCCUGGAUACAUGAGUGAAGAUGGAGAAACCAGCGACCAGCAAAUGAAUCAAAGUAUGGAAUCAGGCUCACCAGCAGAAAUGUCACCAAGCACCCUGUCGCCCGUCAGUCAUGGCCUUGCCUACUACGAGCUGAACCAGCGGGUGGGGGAGACAUUCCACGCCUCCCAGCCGUCCCUGACUGUGGACGGCUUCACCGACCCCUCCAACUCGGAGCGCUUCUGCUUAGGCCUCCUCAGCAACGUCAACAGAAACGCAACCGUUGAGAUGACCAGGAGACAUAUAGGACGUGGCGUCAGGUUGUAUUACAUCGGCGGGGAGGUUUUUGCCGAGUGCCUCAGCGACAGUGCCAUUUUCGUCCAGAGUCCCAAUUGUAACCAGCGAUACGGCUGGCACCCGGCCACAGUCUGCAAGAUACCGCCAGGCUGCAAUCUGAAGAUUUUUAACAACCAGGAGUUUGCGGCUCUGCUGGCUCAGUCGGUUAAUCAGGGCUUUGAGGCGGUGUACCAGCUGACCAGAAUGUGUACAAUCAGAAUGAGCUUCGUCAAGGGCUGGGGAGCGGAGUACAGGCGCCAGACGGUCACCAGCACCCCUUGCUGGAUCGAGCUGCAUCUCAACGGCCCCCUCCAGUGGUUGGACAAGGUGCUGACCCAGAUGGGCUCCCCGUCGGUGCGCUGCUCCAGUAUGUCCUAAACAGGGUUCCCAGAAAAUCCAGACAUUUCACAACACGUACCAGUUUGUCCCUAAAGGAGACCACCAUGCAGUCUUAAACGAUGUACUAACGGCAUCUUAAAAACACAACAGCGGACCCAGGGGACAAGAGAUAGGCAUCACACCAACCAACUGUGGAAUGUUUUAACAGUGACGGGGGUCAGUUGACCUGAACACCCUCCUUUUUGUUCUGUCGGACCCACAUCACACUGACUUUCUAGUUGUUACGGACUUAAUAAUUUAAAUCGACCUGCAAUACCCAAACAGCGAGAGAGAUGUCAUGAAGGACAAGCCGACAUCCGGGCUCUGAACGAGAAACAGAGCCUUUUCUGUCGCCCUUUGAGCUCCCGGGCACGUUGCUCGGAACUUUCAGAGCAGCCUGUCCGGUCAUCAGUUCAGCCGGACUCUUCACUACCGAUUUACCACAGCACAACUCCCGAGUGUCAAUCUCUCUUCUUUUGUUUACACGAGGCGGACCAACAGUAGUACUGCCACCCCGGGCUUAUGUUUAACCACAGUCCACUUCCCGCCUGGGCAUGACUCCCGAUUAUUAUCUUUAUACUUAUUUUAUUUCUAUUUUUUCUCCUGGUUUUGGUGACCAAACAUCCAUUCCCCAUUUGACAUAUUCCACCUUCUCUCCUUGUCAUUUCUGCAUUGUUGUGAUCACAUACUGGGCUACACUGGAUGGUCUUAAGGGGAGAAAUGAUUCAACUAACUCCAUGUUCACAGGGCUCCAUGCAAUCAGACGCAAAGCAAACGCAGAAACUCUUAGUUCUGACGCAACAACGGGUUUCUUCUAUAUAGUAGAUUUAAGUGGGACCUGUCUUGACCAAGAGUUAUAGUGGAACAUAGCGGAAACAAACUCCUUUUUGUUUUUUUUCUCAUGUGAGACUGUUUUUAAAAAAAAUUGAAAUCAAAAUAUAAUAGUUUGAUCAGCAUAAACACCAAAAUUAAGUUAUCAGAGAGAUAAGGCGAGCGUACAAAAACAUGUCAGCCCUCUGGAAAAUAACUGAAUCCUUUUUGAAUGCUUAGGAGCUUUCCACCUCUUGUUUUUAAAGCAAAAUUGCAUUUCGCCUCUCUGCAUGCUCUCUUCCACACCCACUAUUAGCCAAACUCUUUUUGUGGGACAUGGAGAUGGACAGGAUUAAGGCUGACCCAACCCCCCCCAAAGCUUCAAAUUUUGCCUUCCUCAGUUUGGUAGACGAUAAUACUCGUGGCUGCGAUCCCACAUACGAUGAAAAUGCACAAGUCUUCUAGAACUAAUGCACACUUUUGCAAUUAUUGACAGUUUAUCAAUAGGAAAAAAGUCCUACAGACUUUAAAUAAUAGUUUCUAUACUUUACUUGCACUGCCCCAAAUUAUGCACCCCACCCCCCAAAGAAAGUUGCCUUUGAUGUAAAAUACGAUGUGCAGACAGGAAUGCUGAAAAUCCAUUUAUUAUUGAGGUAAAAAUUCACUUUCACGCCUCCAUAUUUUAGAGUAUCCACUGUAAAGAUUCUGUGUGUUAAUCAGGUUGUUAAAGAGUGUCCGAUGUACGCCUUUGAUUUGAAUGAGAUUUCCGAUCUGAAAACCAGCUUGUACAUUAGUAUUUUAGAAUAAAGUAUUCAAGCUUUAAGUGUUCAAGCAGUUAGUUAAUGCACAUGUAUUUUCUUUAUGCAAUGUUUUUACCUACAUGUUUGUGUUGGGUUUUUUUCUCAACUUGGUAUGAUUCCUUUUCUUUUUUUUUUUUUGUAACAUCCUCUCGGAGGGAUUGAGCUGGAUUGGUGACUUGUCAUAUUUAUGUCGCACAGAACAUAUAGGUUUCACAGUUUACCCCUGAAAAUAUUAAUAAAUGACUGAGGAGCUUUGAAAGUUACCAUCUCUGCUCCUUCAAACUCAGAAUUGCCUUUAAAAUCUUGUGUAGGGUGAUGAAGAUUAAUCUGAGCGGUCAUUUUACAUCUAAGGGGUGUUAAGAAAAAAAGCCGAUUAAACGUACUUCAUUUUAUUUAUCGGCCCGUUAUUCACAGCGUUUUUUUUUUUUUUUUGGAAGGGUUUGGUUUGAUGAAUGACUCCACAAG